Ctenopharyngodon idella (grass carp) is the source of this 2454-nucleotide messenger RNA. It is a transcript of the gene gpr20, whose product is annotated as G protein-coupled receptor 20. Gene Ontology annotation, molecular function: G protein-coupled receptor activity. Gene Ontology annotation, cellular component: membrane. NCBI's taxonomy places the organism in Eukaryota, Metazoa, Chordata, Actinopteri, Cypriniformes, Xenocyprididae. Bases 328 to 1431 code for a protein of 367 amino acids. Gene Ontology annotation, biological process: phospholipase C-activating G protein-coupled receptor signaling pathway; positive regulation of Rho protein signal transduction. The record is from RefSeq and is a predicted model, not a curated record. The transcript is spliced from 2 exons.
ACUGUUUGUAAUGUCAGGGUUUAUCCAAACUAACUCAAACUUCCUGUGAGCCAGUGGAUAAAGGGAGGGAAGGAAACAACAAGAGUUAAACAGAGAGGGACAGAAAAAGAGACAUGCAGCACAGACAAGGUGGAGAGACUUUCUCCUUUUUGCCCCUUCAAGGUGAAGAUGUUCAACAUGUUUAUAGCACAGGGGAUUUGGUUUUCAUCAUUUAAGGUUCUUUAAGAGGUUUGAGGGGUGUUUUAGUGUCUCAUUUGAGUGUCAAACCUGUGGCCUUCAUUACAACAUUUCUGUUUCACACUGCAGAUCAACUUCUUAUCCUUCUAUAUGUGCAGAUCCAGCCAGCAAACCACAAAGAUGACCCUUACAGAGGGUUCAUCGAAUGUGAGCUUCACAUCAACAUCAGCUCCUCCCCUAACAACCAAUACUUCUCCACCAUACCGUGAACCUUAUUUACACAGACUGGCCCACUUGGAUGAGGGUCUCUAUAAUGACUUUUACAGCCUGUGGAUCGCUCUGGUGGUCAUUAACACACUUAUCUUUAUGGUAGGGAUGACUCUGAACAGUCUAGCUUUGUAUGUCUUCUGCUUCAGGACCAAGCCGAAGACUACAUCAGUCAUCUACACCAUUAACCUGGUUGUGACGGAUCUGUUGGUUAACCUUUCCCUCCCCACUCGUAUCAUAUUGUACUACAGUGGAGGAAAGUGCCUCAACUGUUCCUACAUGCACAUAUUCAGCUACUUUGUCAACAUGUACUGUAGCAUCCUCUUCCUCACCAGCAUCUGCGUGGAUCGCUACCUGGCCAUCGUGCAGGCGGAGGCCUCACGGAAGUGGAGGAACCCCAGUGUGGCCAAAGCAGUGUGCGUCUGCAUUUGGCUGUUUGCCAUCAUCGUGACCUACUCACUUCUCACAACGGCCUUCAAGCACUCAGGCUGCUGCCUCUCCAAACUUUUCGCACUGACCGUAUUUGAGUUCUUCCUGCCGAUGGUGAUCAUCGUAGUGUUUACUAUUCGAAUCAUGUGCGCCCUUUCCAGCCCCGGCCUCAUGCAGCAGAGCCGCGACAGACGCAUGAAAGCUGUACAGCUGCUGUCGACCGUGCUGGUUAUCUUCACUGUCUGCUUCACGCCGUUUCACAUCCGUCAAGUUCUGUUUUACUUCCAUCCUGAUCUGCCUCAUCAUGUGAUUGUGUACCAUGUGACUGUCACCCUCAGCAGCCUGAACAGCUGCUUGGAUCCUGUGGUCUACUGUUUCGUCACCACUAACUUUCAGUCUACCAUGAAGAGAUUUUACAGGAAGAUGGAAAGAGAACAGACGAGUGGAGACAUUAUCAGCAUGCAGAAGAGCUCAAAGGCUUCAGGCAUAGUGAUUGCUAUAGCUAAUAGUAUAAGGAUAAACAUGAGCCCUGUUCAGCAGGGAAGCCGACCCGCAUAAGGGAGCGCACAUGUGUCCUGUACAGUAUUCGGAUGGUUGCCAUUACCAUGUCAUACUAAGGCAAAACCACUGGCAUAGAUGAGACUUUGUUUCUCUGUGUACUGUAAAUACCUUAAUAUAGAGAUUUUAUGAGCUUGCAUUUCAUUUCACAUGUGACAUUGUAGAUUUACAUGAAGAUUUAUAUCAUUGGCUAUCAUAUUGUUACUGUACUGAAGCCAAAACAAAUUAUUAAAACUUUAUCUGAAAAAUAUUGUCUUUUUAUAAAACGGUUAGCUCCUGUCCUUGAUUCUGAUUGGUCAAUAGCUGUGUUUUAUUCACGAUAAAACACGGCUAUGACCGCUUCACCCAACGGUUCUGUGUAUCACAACACCCUUUUAGCAACCACUCUUAGCAACUUAAACUGAUCUCAAUUGAUAUUGUUCAUUGACGCUUGCUGUAUUAUGUAGAAGAGUAUUGUGAGAAAGAGAUUGAGUGAGCGAGUUUAUUAUCUGCUUUCAGAUUUAGCGUUUUCCUUCAGGUCAGUCCUAUGUUCAUAAUAAAACAUCAGUUUAAAUGUUCGAUGUAUUAUCUUGUCCUUUUAACAGUUAAGGGGUUUUCCCGUGACUGACAGCUCUAGUCAAAGCAUUUGUCAGUUGUGUCUUGUUCCGUGUUCACAACAAUUCAGUCUUUUCAAUGUAAAAGUCUUCGCUACUGACUAACACACUCAUAAAGACAAUCUUUGCCGCCAUGGCGUAAUAAUGUAACUUCUGUUGCUGUUCACGGUCAGGGACUAUUUUUUCCGACAGAAGGAAUGCUUUUAGUUAAAGUUUACUUCAUGAAAGUUGCAUUUACUUCAUGAAAGUUGCAUAUUUUUGGCUUUAAUAUUUGUAUUGUGUGAUAACCAUUUUAUAAAAGCAAUAAGGUACUUGAGGCUAGUGCUGUAUGAAUAAGUCACGGCUGAAAGGAUGCUUCGUGUCGUGCCUAGCAACACCCUUCAGCCGUGACUUAUUCACGAUACAGCACAGCCUCGAGCACCUUAUUGCU